Messenger RNA from Dreissena polymorpha, 1361 nucleotides. RefSeq lists its product as uncharacterized. NCBI's taxonomy places the organism in Eukaryota, Metazoa, Mollusca, Bivalvia, Myida, Dreissenidae. Bases 78 to 1013 code for a protein of 311 amino acids. The transcript is spliced from 7 exons. The record is from RefSeq and is a predicted model, not a curated record.
CUCAACUUGUAUAUAAGCAACAUUCUAGCUGUAUUAUUAAAAAAAAAACUUAGUUCAAACCAACUUGUGAUUUUAAAAUGCAGUUCAAGGAGCUGAAAGUAACCAUGAUUAUUUUUGUUUCAUUCAUAGUACUUGGAUUGUGUAAAGCAGACAUCAGAUGCUUCCCUAAUGGCACCAUAGUGGUUCCUAACCCCGGCGGGCAUUUCAACAAGGUGGAUGUAGAGUCAAAGACGUGUCGUCUGCGGGGCUCCGAGAUGCACGAGGAGCUUUGGCUCGACAACUGUCAGAUGGACGCUAUCCACAAUGUGACAUUAUUGAAACUUGUGGAACCAGGUAUCAUCAUAAACGGCACAUCUCGGUCUUUCGUCUGCAAACAGAUCCCGGACGAGGGCAUCAUCGUGAACGUCAGUGUGGGCCUGAAAGUCACGGAGGACCCAUCGAUACCCACAAAAGAGCAGGUGUUGGAUAAUGGAGUCCGAAUAAUAACACGUCUUGGGGAAAACACUACCGUUGCAAAGGUUCCCGCGCAGGCCGCAACAAAGAUCGUCUGGGACUUACAGAUAGAGCAAUUCCGGAUCAUACCGGAAGUGUGCAGCUACAUGUCGAAGAGCGGCCCCGUGAUUCUGCUUCAGAACGGAUGCAGUAAAGCUUCCGGUCAGGUGUCGGACUUUGUAACCGAUGCAAGCGGCGGCUUCCUGAUGUUAUUUCCGGCCAGUUUCAUCGACCGAGCCUCCAAUGACGUCGCCAUAGUGUGUUCCGUGAGGGUGUGUCUUUCCAGUGACGCAGAUAGCUGCAAUGCGAAUUGCGGAGCUAACAGGAAAACUAACCAGCGCCGACGCCGACAUUUGGAGAAGCGUUCCACUUCCGUUCAGAGGUCAGAGGUUGCUAUCCUUACGAUCCAAUAUGAUACUCCGAAAGUGACGUCAUUCUUCAGAAAUUCACACUGUCCGAAGUCGACACCGACCGUGGGAAUGAUUAUGUCAUUUUUAUUUAUUGUUCUGGCUGUGCUGUAGCAUAAACAUUACGCAAGAUACUUUCAUCUGAAAAAACAACAACACUAAAACUGAUUGAAAAUCGUGCUAGAUGUGUAUAUAGCAUGUAUUUAUAUAGUACAUAGUCUACAUAACGUGUUACAGAUUGGUAUAGGUUAAUUCUACUAAUUUUUGUAUGCUAGUUUUCAAACUGUGUUACGCCUAGAUCAAAUUUGAUCAAUCAUCUUGCUCAGGAUAUAUAUUUUUCAUGAAACUAAUUUGUAGUAUUUCUUCACUGUCUGGCUUAUAUUUCGUUUCAGGUAAGCCCGAUGGGAACGAAAGUUAUAGUGAAUAUGUUUGAAAUUAAUUGCUGUUUUUUUUGCAUUUGGC